AUGUCCCUCCCUCUGCACCAAGGUGCGCAGCGCUGCGGGGUCUCGCGCACAGCGGGGGAGGGGAGGGAAAGGGUGGCGGCGACCGUUACUCCGAAGACUACCCGCCCCGACGCGCGCAGGACCGGUCCUUACCGCAGCGGGAAGGGAGGCAGGGGGGAGGCGGCGCCCGGGACGAAGCGGGCGGGAAGGUGGGGGCGACAGCUUAGGCGGGGGCGGCAGCCGCGGGGGACCCCGGCGGGCGCCCACGACGCGGUGGGCCGCCUGGGCGCCGCCAUAGUGGGGACGCAGCCGCGGGCGGAGCGCACGGCCGCGACCCUGGGACGGCGGGACCACCAAUCCGGCUCUCCGCCUCGGCGUCCUCGCCGGGGGUCGGGAAUUCGCGGCCAAUCCGCGCGCGGGAGCCAGGCGGGGCACCGGGCUGACCAAUGCGGGGCUGCGCUGCGAGCAGUGGGCGGGCGCACCCCAGAGGAGCCCGCUAUCACAGGAGCCCCGAGUUCUGCAACCCGCCCAUCCCUCUCGCCUCCGCCCCGCCCCGCGCGGACCGAGGCUGCUGGCGGGGCUGGAAGUCAGUCCUGCUGGACCAACGCCCGGCCCUGCUGCCUCCGCACCGACGCUCACCCCUGGUUCCCCGGAGCCCGUCCGCCGCCUGGAGGAAUCCUCCACCCGCAGCUUCACACCCUAGAGGGUGCCCGUUCGGGAUGUGGGUUUCUGACGGCCGCAGGGCUCACCGUCCGCCGAGAUAAUCCCCUCGAGAGCCUGUUCUCGGUCGUGAGGGGGACAGGGGUCCACGGUCAUUCCACGCCGAGGGACGCAGGCAUCGGCCCUAGACCCAGACUGAGACCCGAGGUUGUGGACCUCAGGUUGGGCGACCCUGCCCAAUCCUGUGUAGUGAAGGGGUACCGGGCUCGCUGGCUGCCCUUAUUACUUUACAGCCUCACACUUUACAGUUUCUAUUCCAGGACCUAUCCGCCCCAUUUCGUCUACCCGUCGCAGCUCCGGAGAUCCCAGCUUUCUCCCACCCUCCUGGGGCACAAUUUAAAACACAAUUACCCCUCGCGGGAAUUUACGGGACAGGAAGAACUGUCCGGUUGCGAUCUUUGGUUGCCAACCCUGAGACUUCACCUCACCAAACGUGGGCAGUUUGUUCUGAUAAAAAGGCUUCUGAGGGGUGACCGGUGA
Messenger RNA from Rangifer tarandus platyrhynchus (Svalbard reindeer), 1179 nucleotides. Lineage: Eukaryota; Metazoa; Chordata; Mammalia; Artiodactyla; Cervidae. The record is from the annotation of a GenBank genome assembly.